UAUCGUUUUGACGGUGCAGUUCGCGCUAGUGAAGAGCGAGGGAAGUCAUGUCUGUAGUAACGUCUGGACGAUACACUUUUCCCAGCUAUAAUUUGGUGUUUUUUAUUUUCCUCCAGCUUGGGCUGCACUCAGUUGAGGGAGUAUGGCCUUUACCGCAAUCUAUUACCUCCUCACCGGAGCGAUACCCUCUGAAUCCCCAGGCUUUCUACUUUACUUACGGAAGUCAAUCAGCUGCACAGGAGGGCUGCUCUGUUCUGGAUGAAGCAUUUAAGAGAUACUUUUCUCUUAUUUUUCCAGACUACUCAUCUGGUUACGGUUUUCUGCGAUUCAGUGUGGAUAAACCAUUUACUGUCCAAGUAAGUGUCGGCCGCGAUGAUUGCGACAGCUACCCAGAUGAAGACUCUUCUGAGCAAUACACUCUGAGCGUCUCUGCUGGACAAGCAUCUCUGAAGGCAGAAACUGUGUGGGGUGCUCUAAGAGGUCUGGAAACCUUCAGUCAGUUGGUUUAUCAAGAGGAUUUUGGCUCAUAUUAUGUGAACAAGACUGAGAUUAAAGACUUCCCCCGCUUUCAGUUCAGAGGGAUUUUAUUGGACACUUCACGUCAUUAUUUACCAGUGCAGGCCAUUUUAAAAACCCUGGAUGCGAUGGCCUUCAGUAAGUUCAAUGUGUUUCAUUGGCACAUUGUCGAUGACCCCUCCUUCCCUUAUCAGAGCCGCACCUUUCCGGACCUGUCUGCUAAGGGGGCUUUCCAUCCGAUGACUCACAUCUACACGCAGUCAGAUGUAGGAAGGGUGAUCUCAUUUGCCAGAAUGCGGGGAAUAAGAGUCCUUCCUGAGUUUGAUUCACCAGGCCACACUCAGUCUUGGGGAAAAGGCCAGUCUGACCUGUUGACUCCCUGCUACAGUGGGAGCAGCCCUUCUGGUACUUUUGGUCCUGUUAAUCCAAUAUUGCCCUCCACGUACAAGUUCAUGGCAACACUAUUUAAGGAAGUGUCUUCGGUGUUUCCUGAUUCCUAUAUCCACUUAGGAGGAGAUGAGGUUAACUUUUCCUGCUGGAAAUCCAACCCUGAUGUCCGAGCAUUCAUGCUGAAAAUGGGAUUUGGAGCAGACUUCACCAAACUGGAAGCUUACUACAUGGAGAACAUUGUGAACAUCACUGUAGCUCUCAACAGAACAUCCAUUGUGUGGCAGGAUGUUUUUGACUAUCAUGAACGACGCACUUCUCUAUCAGUGGUGGAGGUAUGGAGAGAGGGCUGUUACCUGUGUGAAGUACGCAGGGUGGUUAAAGCAGGGCUCAGGGUAAUUCUAGCCUCUCCAUGGUAUCUGGACCAGCCCGGACCUACACACAACUGGGCCCGCUACUACACUGUGUGGCCCCUCGCCUUCAAGGGUCAGAAUAUGAAAACUGUGUGCUGUGCAGAGUUAAAGAUUUUCAAGCUGCUGUGUGUGUGUGUGUGUGCGUGUGUUUGUUUGUCUGAUAUUAAUCAACAGAUAAAACAUGGUUUUACGUAAAAUAUAUAUCUAUGGAUAGCUACAAUUUGGGGACUAUUUACAGGGUGUACAAAGUGUUUAUACCAGUUUAUACAUCAGUGUUAUUAAGGCUGUUCUGUGUCCCAAGACUGUACCUGAAAUCAUUUUUUUUUCAGGUAUGAACAAAUAAUAAUAAUAAUAUAACUUGGUGUGUAAAGAACUUGGACACAGCUACAGAGAGAUGUGAUUGUUGUGAUGCUGCUUACUGCUGAACACACAUAUAAAAGUCCUGCUACUGCCAGCUGCUUUGCCAAAGCAAAAACCCAGCAAUUGACUCUUUGUUUAUCUGGGAGAUAAUCAAAGAGUUAAGCAUAUGCAUAAUGGUGUCUUACUAAAUAUUCCAGAUUUUUUUUAUUUUUUAAAAAAAGGUCUUGAAAGCAUAACCACAUGCUUGCUCCUGACCUAAUCUGCUGGUAGCCCAUUAGAGAUUCCACAGCUGCUUCCAUCAGACAAGCUUAGCAGAAGAAAGUUACAGAUACUGUUCAUGUUUGGUUCUCCAAGCCAUUUAAAAACCAUUGUUUUUAUACACAAAACUGCUGGAAAUUCGAAUUCAAAUCAAAUCAAUUUUAUUUAUAUAGCACUUUUAAAAACAACAACUGUUGACCAAAGUAUUGUA
Molecule: messenger RNA, 2145 nt
Organism: Maylandia zebra (zebra mbuna)
Lineage: Eukaryota; Metazoa; Chordata; Actinopteri; Cichliformes; Cichlidae
Gene: hexa
Product: hexosaminidase A (alpha polypeptide)
Biological process (GO): glycosaminoglycan metabolic process; carbohydrate metabolic process; ganglioside catabolic process
Cellular component (GO): membrane; lysosome
Molecular function (GO): beta-N-acetylhexosaminidase activity
Source: RefSeq, a predicted model, not a curated record